This is a messenger RNA of Nomia melanderi (Alkali bee), 4400 nucleotides long. RefSeq names its product rabankyrin-5. The record is from RefSeq and is a predicted model, not a curated record. Gene Ontology annotation, cellular component: cytoplasm. Gene Ontology annotation, molecular function: protein binding; metal ion binding. Lineage: Eukaryota; Metazoa; Arthropoda; Insecta; Hymenoptera; Halictidae.
UUCAUUCAUAGUCACAGAGAUAAGUGGUUAUCAUCGAAUAUUUCAGUCGAAUUACAACACGCAAAACGUCAUUAAAUAGUAUUUUAAAUUUAUCAUGAAUGUUUAAAAACAACAUGAUUUAUCAUCGUUGAAAUACGUAUUUUAUUUUUUUUUAGUUAACACGUCAAAUUAAUUUCUCACUAGGAAGUUGAUUUGAAAAUUACCACAAAUUUUUAUAGUGGUAUAUACUUUAUUGAUAAAUACAUUGUUUUCAAGUGUGUAGGAAAAAUAUUUGUUUAUCGUGCGUGUGAUAUUUUUGUAAUUGUGAUAUUACUAGUCGAAGGCUAGGGGAACUAUCGUACGUCUAUAUAGCCGCAUCUAGUUCCGGGAAUUCUUAAUGAUACACAUCGUUCGUUCCUCUGACUAUAAUUAAAACAUCGUUCCCCAACGGUACCGGUUAUUUGCAAUAUUAUUUCACGUUGUACACAACAAACAUUUUCCGUUUCCAUCGCAGGACGUUCUCCCGUCUUCCGAAAGUAUGACCGCAUUUUUCCUGGAAACGAAAAUAUUGUAAAUCCAUGUGUGACAGAUGUGAUGAGUGCUGUGUGUGGGCGUAUGGUUUAUCAUAAAAUCUGAUUAACACAUUUCCAAGCGUGAACGAGACGUCGUCCUCGUUUCCAAAAAUCUGUUCCCUCGAGCUCUGGUCAUCGUUGACGUCCUCUUAUCGCAUCAGUGUGUGGAACGAAUUAUGACAAACAAAUAUAAGUCACUGUGAACGAAGGGUAUGCAAUAACUUUUACAUCGAUCGUGGGAACAUUUGAUACAGUUUUACAGCAAUGGAGGAUUCGAUGCAAGCGCAAAAGUGGCAACAGCAUUUAUCGUUACUGCGAGAACAGUACGUUAACUUACACAAUUCGAAUACAGAACUGCAACGUGAGUAUGCUAUCGCUACUGCAGAUAAACAGGAAUCUGGAUUCAUCACGAAACUUCUGGCGACUAUAGCGUCGUUGUAUGGUCAACAGCGUUACAGUGAUGUUACUAUUAAGUUAACGGAUCAGGAAAUACCAGCACAUAAAUUCGUAUUGUCUGCUAGGACAGAUUUCUUCAGUGAUUCGAUAAUUGGUGAAGUAACUACGUUAGAUUGGAGUAAUUUGGACUCGAAUAUUGGAUUAGUACUGUUGAAAUGGAUUUAUACGGGAAAAGUGUCUCAAGAAAAUUUAACGUUGGAUCUAAUGAAAGCAGCGUCUAAUUUUCAAUUGGUAGAAUUAGUCGAUCAUUGUGAGAAAUAUUUAAUUGGAAUUGUGGGACUCAAAGAUUGCGUACAAUUGUAUGCGGCUGCUGAAGAUUUAGGGGCACAGAAAUUAAAGGAACACUGCAGUUCUUUGAUUUCAGCUCAUUGGGAAGAUCUGACCGGAGAAGAUUUUAAAGAAAUGCCUGGUUCCUUAUUGUAUAAAUUGUUACAAACAAAAAGUAAAUAUCCAUUACAUGCCGCUGUUCGAUUAAUGAGAGAAGAUGUAGUUUUUUUGUAUUUAGUGGAAAACAAUUCAGGGUUAUUGAAGGCGGUGAACGCCGUCGAUAAUAAAGGGGAAAUGCCAUUGGAGGUAGCUUUAAAGACACGUCAGCCUUCGUUAGCUCGUAUUUUAGUGGGGCACGGGGCUGACUUGAACGCGAAAGACUUGAGAGGGUUCUCCUUGCUGCAAGCCGCUAUUUUUAAAGGGGAUUCCUACUCAGCGGAGUUUCUAAUAGAACAAUUAGAAAGUAACGGAAGCGUGCAACAGUUGUGCGAACCUGUCAAGAUUAUGGGAAGCACGAAGGACGUGAAGUAUCCUGAGGAACUCGAGGGAUGUACAGCUUUGCACUUGGCGACGAAGCAUAACUCAGAGAACAUGACAGCUAUCGGGUCACGGCUGCUUCAAGCUGGCAUUGAUCCUAAUUUACAGAAUCAGAAAGGAUGGACUGCCUUACAUAGUUGUGUUUGGGAAAGAAAUGAACUACUUUUUGAUAUUUUACUAAAAUGUCAAAAUAUACAUUUAGAUGAAAUUACCAAUGACAAUGACACUCCAUUGUGUAUCGCGAUGAAAACAGAACCGUUCUGUGAAUCCUUCGCUAAGAAACUCUUGGCCAAAGGCGCGACUCCUAAUCCUGUGUACAAAGAUACCGGAGACACUUUACUGCACAUCUUAACCAGAGAAAGUAAAGAGGAAGCAGCGUUGUUUCUGAUCGAUUAUAGUAAAGACAAUUUGAUGGCAAAAAAUAAUGAGGGAUACUCGGUCUUACACGAAGCUUGUAAAGUUGGCUUGAAGACUCUCACCAAGACGUUAUUGAAAAAUGGUUUCCCGUUGGAUGAAGUGACAUUAUUUACUGGGGAUGCGCCAUUACAUUUUGCUGUUUCAAAUUUAUAUUUUGAUAUCGUAGUAGAAUUAUUAGAUGUCCCUGGUUCAAGUUCUCAGUUGAAUUUAAGAAACAAGGCGAACGAAACGCCUUUGAGCUUAGCUAUAAAAGCUCCGCUCAAAAAGGGCAAGGAUAUUGUUUUGGCUUUGAUAAAAGCUGGAGCAAACAUCAAUCAGUGUAACGAAGAGGGUUUGACGUUAUUGCAUCAGGCAAUAUUAAAGGAGGAUUCAGCAACCGCUAUCUUUUUAUUAGAAAACAGUGCAGACAUGAAUGCCAGGACUGCAAGUGGAGAGACGCCGUUACAACUCUCUGUACAUUGUAGACUGGGCGAAGUUGUAGAAGCUCUUUGUAAAAGAGGUGUAGAUACUUCCGUAGGGUGCCCACUGUGGGAUGCACUGGACUCGGAUCAAGAGGAUAUAGCAUCUAUCCUGGUUAAAUACGGAGCUGACACCGAUUGCUGGAACUUCGGUCCAGACGGUUGCCAACAAACAUUAUUACACAAAGCGAUUGAUGACAAUAAAGAAGAUAUUGCACAAUUCCUUGUGAGAAGUGGUUGUGAUUUAAAUGCACCGAGAAGACCUGGUCCAGACGGUUCAGGUGGUGAUGAGGCGAGAGAUGAAUGUACUCCGUUGCACUUAUGCUGUCAAUGGGGCUUAGAACAAGUUGUUCAAACCCUUAUCGAACAUGGCGCAGAUGUGAACACUCGAGAUGCAGAAGGCAAAACUCCAGUUCACGUUGCUAUACAAAAUCAACACUCACAGAUUAUUUCUCUGCUACUUUGUCACCCUAACAUAGAUUUAAAUAAAAGAGAUAAAAAAGGUUUAACGCCAUUUGCAACAGCUUUAACGUUUAGGAAUAAUAAAGCUGCGCAAGCAAUAUUGGAACGACUACCCAAGGCUGCUGAACAAUACGACAAUAAAGGCAGGAAUUUUUUGCACACUGCUAUCCAAAAGAACGAUAUGGAGAGCAUACUCUUCCUUUUAUCCAUACAGGUAGACGUGAACUCCAGAGUUCACGAUGUCACUCAAACUCCACCUUUGCAUCUAGCUGCAAUCUCUGGGAAUGAGAUGUUAGUGAGAAGUUUGAUUUUAGCUGGCGCACGGGUCAAUGACACAGAUGCAAAUAGGAACACUGCAUUACAUGCUGCAGCAAAAGCAGGUCACGCUGCAGUCGUGUCUGCUUUAUUGCAGAACAGCAUUAAUUUCGAUGCGAUAAAUGCAGAUGGCGACAAUGCCCUGCACGUGGCUGUAAGAGAAGGGCAUGUGUCCGUAGUGAGAACACUUUUGACUGAAUGUACGUUAGAUGCAGAGGCAGUGAACCUUAAAGGAAGAAAUCCCUUACACGAGUUAGCUAGAUGUGGAAAAGACAAUGCUGCGACUAUAUGUGAAUUUUUCUUGGAAUGCAUGUCACAAUAUCCAAUUAACAAAACAGAUCUGGAGGGUAAUACUCCGUUACUAAUCGCCUAUAUGAAAGGCAACGGUCAGCUGUGUCGUACACUGGUGAAGGCUGGCGCAUGCUUGGGUUCCAUGAAUAAAGAAGGCAUUACAAUUUUUAACUAUCAAGUAGCGACGAAACAGUUACUAUACAGACUGCUGGAUUCCUUAACGCAAGAAGCGCCGUGGGCAGACAAAGAUUUAUGUUUGGAGUGCGGUACAAAAUUUUCUAUCACAAUGCGAAAGCAUCACUGCCGCCACUGUGGUAGAAUUUUGUGCAAUAAAUGUUCUGGUUGCGAUGUUCCGAUUGUAAAGUUUGGAUUGAAUAAACCAGUGCGUGUUUGUGCAGUAUGUUUUGAUGUAUUACAAGUAGGCGCUGAAUGAGAGAAAGACUUAAAUAAUAAAAUCAUUCAUAUGUAAAUAAAAUGAACAUCAUUCCACGAGCACUUUUCAUAGGGAAUAAUGGAGAGUCUGUACGAGUCUGUGUCAGUCACAUUAUAUAUUAUACAUAUUUCAUUUAUAUAUGUACCAUAUAAUUAUUCUUGUUGAGCAUUUGUUAAAUUUAUAGUUAUAAAAUUUUAAAUACAGAUGAAGGAA